AUGAGUAGCGCAGUCAACGCGCAGAAUAUGGAUUCUGCCGGUGACGAGGAUGACACGGACAAAGGACGGAACGCCGAAACGAAACCGAUGGUUCCCGGUGGAUCCGAAGGGAAAAAGAAGAACGUUUUUUUAAAUGAUGAUGAAGAGGAUUCCGGGAAAGGUUUGGCGCGAACGCUCACGUUGACGAACAGUGUCACAAUGAUUGUUGGUUGUAUUAUUGGAUCGGGAAUUUUUGUAAGUCCCACGGGAGUCCAAGAAGCGGCUGGUUCUGUUGGUGCUUCACUCAUCAUCUGGGUCCUGUGUGGAUUAUGGUGCGGUCUUGGCGCAUAUAUUUACGCAGAACUUGGAACGCUAAUCACCAAAUCGGGUGGUGAUUAUGCGUAUAUUAUGGAAGCCUUUGGUCCAUUUAUCGGUUUUUUGCGGUUAUGGAUUGAAAGUAUGGUUGUCAGGCCAUGCGCCCUCACUAUUGUUGGACUAACGUUUGCACUCUACAUGCUUCGACCAUUCUAUCCAGAUUGUGAUCCACCACCUGGAAGUAAAGAAUUGUUAGCAGCAGUAAUGAUAAUGAUUCUGGGUGCUGUAAAUUGUUGGUCAGUUAAACUGGCAACUAUCGUACAAGACUGGUUCACGUAUGCAAAAAUUGUCGCACUUUUAUUAGUGAUCUUCACAGGAGCUUUUCUUUUGAUAUUCGGUGGCCCACAAUACAGAGAUUCGUUCGAGAAUAUCUUCGAAGGGAAUUUUCGGGAUUUCUAUCAGGCAUCCGUUGGUUUCUACUCAGGCCUAUUCGCCUAUCAAGGAUGGACGUAUCUCAACUUUAUCACCGAAGAACUUAUCAAUCCGAAGAAGAAUCUCCCGCUUGCUGUUAUGUACUCUUGUGUUAUUGUAACUUUGAUCUACACAUUAUUCAACAUUGCAUUAUAUGUUGUUAAUUCACCUGAUGAGAUGCUCAUCAGUCCUGCUGUUGCAGUUUUAUUUGCCGAGAAAGUUUACGGUAAAUUCGCAUUCAUAAUGCCGUUGUGUGUUGCGAUCUCAACUGUCGGCUCAGCAAAUGGUGUCAUUAUGACGAGUUCCAGGUUGUUUUACUGUGGCGCUCGUGAAGGGCAUAUGCCAGUUCUGUUAACUAUGAUCAACAAAAAACUAAGGACACCAAUUCCGGCAGUAAUUUUUACGUGCAUGGUCUCGAUUGGCUACCUGUUCCUAUCCAGUAAUCUCUACGUACUCAUCACAGCUAGUCAAGUAACUGCAUGGCUUGCAAUUACCGUGGUCACCAUAGCUUUAUUCCGGCUUCGAUGUAUGUAUCCUGAUGCUCCUCGACCUGUGAAGGUCAAUAUCAUUUUUCCUAUUAUAUUUGUGAUUGGUUGCACUGCUCUAGUUAUUCUUCCUAUUUUUGGCUCUCCAAUCGAUACAGCCAUUGGCUUUGCUGUUCUCUUCUCUGCUGUGCCGAUCUACGUUGUUUUCAUUUGGUUUGGAAAAAUGCCACAAUGUUUCAAUCGACUUAUGUAUAAAUUCACCGUAUUCUGGCAAAAAUUGUUCAUGCUGGUUGAUGAUAACAAAUACGAUUGA
Molecule: messenger RNA, 1563 nt
Organism: Necator americanus (New World hookworm)
Lineage: Eukaryota; Metazoa; Nematoda; Chromadorea; Rhabditida; Ancylostomatidae
Exons: 13
Coding region: 1-1563 (520 amino acids)
Biological process (GO): amino acid transmembrane transport
Cellular component (GO): membrane
Molecular function (GO): L-amino acid transmembrane transporter activity
Source: RefSeq, a predicted model, not a curated record